Messenger RNA from Argentina anserina (silverweed cinquefoil), 770 nucleotides. RefSeq names its product auxin-binding protein ABP19a-like. The transcript has a single exon. The coding region runs from base 1 to 633 and encodes 210 amino acids. Gene Ontology annotation, molecular function: manganese ion binding. NCBI's taxonomy places the organism in Eukaryota, Viridiplantae, Streptophyta, Magnoliopsida, Rosales, Rosaceae. Gene Ontology annotation, cellular component: cell wall. The record is from RefSeq and is a predicted model, not a curated record.
AUGAUGAUUUCCCCCAUCUUCUUCAUAUUUUUCGUUACUUUGUCCUCUUGCUAUGCUGCUGUGCAAGACUUCUGCGUGGCAGACUACACAGCUCCUCAAGGCCCUGCAGGCUACUCCUGUAAAAAUCCUGCAGCUGUUACGGUAGAUGAUUUCGUCUACUCUGCCCUCGGAGUUCCCGGUAACACCUCAAAUUCAAACAAACUCGGAGUCACCGCUGCAUUUGAUAGCCAGUUUCCUGGUCUCAAUGGCCUUGGACUUUCGAUGGUACGUGUGGACAUGGCAGUUGGUGGAGUUGGCCCGCUCCACAUACACCGGGGAGCUUCGGAACUCAUACUUCUUGUUCAAGGAACAAUAAAAGCAGGGUUCAUAGCCUCAGAUAAUACAGUCUACAUACAAACUCUGAAGCAGGGUGAUUUAAUGAUUCUCCCCCAAGGUUUACUCCACUUUCAGAAAAACAUAGGUGAUACACCAGCCCUAAUUUUCGCUAGCUUCGAUAGUCCUAAUCCGAGCGUGCAGAUUCUGGAGCUUGCAUUGUUUCAAAACGAUUUACCUACGGAAUUGAUAUCAGAGGUAACUUUCAUUGACACUGCUGAGAUCAAGAAACUUAAGGGUCUUUUUGGUGGUACUAAUUGAUGUAUACCAAAUCUCAGCAAUGUGAUUUCUAAAUAACUAGAAUUGUACUUGGUUCAUGUUACUUUAUUUUGGAUUAUUGCUUAGAAUAUGUGUAGUGCGUCACUGUUCCCGAAUUGUUAUCCCACUUGAAAUAAAGU